Messenger RNA from Dentiscutata heterogama, 2121 nucleotides. NCBI's taxonomy places the organism in Eukaryota, Fungi, Glomeromycota, Glomeromycetes, Diversisporales, Gigasporaceae. The record is from the annotation of a GenBank genome assembly.
AUGACCGAUCCAGAAUCAAGAAGAAAACCUUUAAGUGUUAUAUAUGGCGAUAUUGGUACUUCGCCCUUAUAUGUGUUCACUGGAAUCUUCCCGGAACCGCCUACUGACUCUCGAGAUGUUUUUGGCGCUUUAUCUUUGAUCGUUUGGUCAUUAACGAUCGUGGUAUUGAUAAAGUAUGUUUUCAUAGUACUCCGAGCUGAUGAUUAUGGUGAAGGCGGCACGUUUGCUUUAUAUUCAUUAUUAAGUCGACAUUCUGGUAUAUCUGUGCGUGGCAAUGUGAAUUCUGAUGAAGAUUUGACGACUAUAAAGCAUGAAGAUAGCAUACCAAUUGACUCUGAGGGUCCAAACUUUAUUAAGCGCAGUAUUGGUGCGCAAACUGCUUUACUUGGUGUGGUCCUCCUUGGUUCUUCUUUAGUAAUGAGUGAUGGCCUUUUAACUCCUGCCAUAUCUGUAAUUUCCGCUGUUGAGGGUAUGGCCGUUAUUGCGCCAAAUUUAACACCCGCGAUUGUUCCCAUCAGCUGUGUUAUUAUCGUUGUAUUAUUUCUAUUACAACAAUUUGGCACCGGAAAAGUUGGAAAUUUAUUCGCUCCCAUUGUUUCUUUGUGGUUUAUUGCUCUCGCUUCCAUUGGCAUUUGGAACAUUUCUCAAAAUCCUGAUAUUCUUAGAGCCUACAGUCCUUAUUUUGCUUUUGAUUAUUUUAUUAGAAAGCAAGAUGCUGGGUUUACUGAUCUUGGUGGUGUUUUAUUGGCCGUCACUGGCGUCGAAGCACUAUUUGCAGACUUAGGACAUUUUAGUCAUACAGCCAUUCGGAUCUCUUUUCCAUUUUUUGUUUAUAUUCCUUUGGUUUUAGCUUAUACUGGCCAGGCUGCUCGUUUGGUUUUAGAUCCCACCGUAAUCUCCAAUACUUUUUGGCUGACCAUUCCUUCUGAUCCUGGCAUUUAUUGGACUGUAUUUGUUUUAGCUAUAUUAGCUACUAUAAUAGCAUCUCAGGCUAUGAUAUCUGCUACUUUUUCUUUGAUUUACCAAUCAAUGCAAUUAGAUUGUCUUCCGAGAGUUAAGGUUGUUCAUACAUCUGAAAAAGUUGAAGGUCAAAUUUACAUUCCAGAGAUCAAUUAUAUCUUAAUGGUCGUUAUCGUGUUUGUUUGUAUCGGCUUCCAACAUUCCGCAAACUUGACGAUUGCUUAUGGUGUAGCUGUUGCAUCUGUGAUGAUUAUUACAACAACUCUCUUAACAAUCGUAAUUCGCGUUGUUUGGCAUCGUCCUAUUAUUAUUUCAAUUAUAUUCUUUUGUAUUUUUUUCACUGUCGACGCUUCGUUUUUGGGUGCAACCUUACGAAAAGUCGUAUCUGGUGGUUGGUUUACACUGAGUGUUGCUAUACUUCUUACUAUUUUGAUGAGCAUAUGGAGAUGGGGUACUGUUCGUGUGUUAGAGCACGAACGUUCACAAACUCCUGAUCUUAAUAAACUUUUUAAAGAUGAAAAAAAUAGGAUAAAUGAGAAAAUUGAAAGUAAUAUAAACAAUGCAUCUCACGAAAUUAUUUUAGAAAAUAAUAAUGAGAUUAUUUUAGAAGGUGAUAACGAAAAUAUUUCAAUUAAUACCGGAACCCAUUUGACACGCUCGCCGGGUAUUGGCUUAUUCUAUAGCGAUAUUGGCGCCAAGAUUCCACUUUCUUUUACUCAAUUUGUAAAACACUUUCCAGUCAUGCCUCAAAAUGUUGUUUUUAUUAAUAUUCGAACUAUAGCUGAUCCAAAAGUUGGUAAUAGUGAUCGUUUAAGAGUGAAGAAAAUUAAAAAUUGUGAAGGUUGUUAUCAAGUAACUGCCAGAUAUGGUUAUACAGAACAAGUCUCACAAGGAAAAGAAUUUCUUUUACAAUUAGUUGAAGCAAUUAGAAAUAUUGAUCCUACUAACAAAACUUUAAUUCAUGAUUUUAAUCCUGAUAAUGGUUCUAUUGCAUAUGUUGUAGGACAACAAUCUCUUUGUGCUAAGCCUGAUACUCCAUGGUGGACAAGGAUUUUAAUUAAUAUUUAUAUGGUUAUAUAUCUUAAUACAAGAAAAUUCUAUAGUAAUUGGGAUAUUCCUGUUGAGAAUACUAUUGAAGUUGGUGUAAAGAUUUCGAUUUAA